Messenger RNA from Doryrhamphus excisus (bluestripe pipefish), 3324 nucleotides. RefSeq names its product somatostatin receptor type 2-like. Gene Ontology annotation, molecular function: somatostatin receptor activity; neuropeptide binding. Gene Ontology annotation, cellular component: plasma membrane; neuron projection. Gene Ontology annotation, biological process: cellular response to estradiol stimulus; cellular response to glucocorticoid stimulus; neuropeptide signaling pathway. The record is from RefSeq and is a predicted model, not a curated record. NCBI's taxonomy places the organism in Eukaryota, Metazoa, Chordata, Actinopteri, Syngnathiformes, Syngnathidae.
CCUCGCACGUCCUUAAACAUCUCCGCACCGAGCAGGACUCACUUGUGAGCGCACAGCAGAAGUGUGCACAUUGUGGCAACACCUUUUUUUUUCUUCUUCCUCGUGCCGCACUCCACUCACAUGGGCUGUGGAAAAACAGAAUUAUUCACACUGCAUUUAAAUGUCACAAUAGCAACUUGAGGACUACUUUUUAUUUUAAGUUUUUUCUGCAUGCAGACAGGAUGUUGUAAUCCGAGUGAGAAAGAUCGUCACCAUGGACUGGAUAUUCCCAUCCUCCCCUCCGAACAUGUCGGACCACCUCAUGUACGACAGCUUCGUGCCGGCGAACGACUCGGACCCACAGAGGAACGACACGGACCAGAGCUUCAACAAAACAAGCACGGUGGUCAUUACCUGCAUGUACUUCCUGGUGUGCACCAUGGGUCUGUGCGGGAACGCCCUGGUCAUCUACGUCAUCCUGCGUUACGCCAAGAUGAAGACGGUCACCAACAUCUACAUCCUCAACUUGGCGGUGGCCGACGUUCUCUUCAUGCUGGGCCUGCCCUUCAUCGCCAUCCAGCUGGCUUUGGUCCACUGGCCGUUCGGCCCGGUGCUGUGCAGGGUGGUGAUGACCGUCGACUCGCUCAACCAGUUCACGUCCAUCUUCUGCCUGAUGGUGAUGAGCAUCGACCGCUACCUGGCCGUGGUGCACCCCAUCCGCUCCACCAAGUGGCGCAAGCCCCGCAUGGCGAAGACCAUCAACCUUGCCGUGUGGGGCGUGUCUCUGCUCGUUAACCUGCCCAUCGUCAUCUACAGCGGCGUCAUCACCAAACACGACGGUUGCUUCUGCACCAUCGUGUGGCCCGAACCUCAGGAGGCCUACUACACAGCUUUCAUGUUCUACACCUUCAUCCUGGGCUUCUUCCUGCCCCUGCUGGUCAUCUGCCUCUGCUACCUCUUCAUCAUCAUCAAGGUGAAGUCUUCGGGGAUCCGCGUCAGCUCCUCCUCCAAAAGGCGCCGUUCGGAGCGGAAGGUCACCCGCAUGGUGUCCAUCGUGGUUGCCGUGUUCGUCUUCUGCUGGCUGCCCUUCUACGUCUUCAACGUGACGUCGGUGACGGGCACCAUCAGCACCACGCCGGUGCUCCGCAGCACCUUCGCUUUCGUGGUGGUCCUGGGUUACGCCAACAGCUGCGCCAACCCUAUACUCUACGCUUUCCUGUCGGAGAACUUCAAGAAGAGCUUCCAGAACGUGCUGCGUCUCAAGAAGGUGGGCGGCUUGGAUGAAGCGGAGCGCAGCGACAGCCGGCAGGACAAGUCACGCAUGAUGGCCGACCCCACGGAAACGCAAAGCACGCUCCUGAACGGGGACCUGCAGACCAGCAUCUGAGAGAUCUAGGAUACUUUAACAUGGGAGUACAGAGGAUCGAACCAGCAACCACUGAACGAAGAACCUUCUCCAUUGUUUUUUGUUGUUAGCAAGGUACUACUUGAAGUAGAGCCGGGUAGUGCGCGGUGGAAACACAAGAUAUAAGUACUGCAUUAGAGUAGUACCCACCUCAUUGGUGGACACAAACUGACACCAUGCAAAUAUUUGCUGUAUAAAUAAAACGCGGACCGUUUCCCCUGAGUGUACUGACGUGAGAAAAUAAUCAGCGCACACUUCCAUUGGAUUAUUUGCAGUAAAUCACGUUACCAUAGUGGAGUGUCAACAGGACUUAUAAACUCUAUUUCAAAGUCCAAUCUCUCUCUUUUUUUUUUUUUCAUAUUUUGGUUGCAGAAGGAAAGACUUAUUGAGACGUCUGAGUUCCCGUCCUGUGGGGCUUCAUGAAUUUUAGUGUUAUUUACUUCGGUGUGCUUUGUGAUGUAGCAGGAAGUAAUGUGCCCCGGUACAAAUCAUCUCACUUGGAUCCAUUUGACAUUCUUAUUUGCAUGUGGCAUCUGCAAGAACAAGUAGGAGUUCAUAGAAAAAUACAAUGGAAUUAUUUUUUUAUGUAAAAAAAAUUAAGAAAUAAAUUAAGGGGGCAUGAAUUACUGAAAUGUUAGAAUUAAAUAUUUAAAAAAUGUGUAAAUGUUAAAAAAAAUACAGUUACUGUCCGUCAUGUAAUCUCUUGCAAGUUUGCACAUGAAAUGUCACAGCUUUGCCCCUCCCCCCAAUUAUAUUAAAUCAUUGUUUUGUGGUUGUACUAAUAUAUGUAGCAUUUUUUUUAUUAAUAUUUAUUAACUUUAUUUUUUAAUACAUCCGUUAUGAUUUACUUACAAUUAUUCAUUAUAAAUAAAUUUAUUAUUUUUUAUUUAAUUUAUUAAAACAUUAAAUAUUAUUAUAUUAUUAUUAAAUAUUGUAUUAAUUUUUUAAUAAAAUUACUUCAUUUUAUGAAUUAAUUUAAAUUUAAAAAAUUGUAGUAAAAAUACAAUUAUUGAAACUGUAUAUUCAUUAUAAAUAAAUUUAUUAUUUUUUAUUUAAUUUAUUAAAACAUAAAAUAUUAUUAUAUUAUUAAAUAUUGUAUUAUUUUUUUUAUUAUUUUUAAUUUUAUUAAUUAAUUAAAAUAAAAAAUAAUAAAAAUACAAUUAUUCAAACUAAUAAAUUUAAUUAUUUUCAUUAAAGCUAAUGGUAUUUUUCAAGCAUAAAAAGGCUAAAUGGAGUGGACUAGAAAUAUAAAACCAACAGAAGACACAUUUGGAGACGUUGUGGCAAUAUGUAGUAUUCUAAAAUGGUCCCUAGGUGUCAGUAAUGUUACAUUGAUGAGAGAACUAUUGAAGUAAAAAAAAAAAAAAAGAGUUUACGUCUAAGAAUGAAUGUGAGUGUGAAUGGUUGUUUGUCUAUAUGUACCCUGUGAUUGGCUGGCAACCAGUCCAGGGUGUACCUGCCUCUUGCCCGAAGUCAGCUGGGAUAGGCUCCAGCAUACCCCCGCGUCUACUAUAUUGGAUAAUAGGAGUAUACAGGUGACUAUAGGGGUGUUAUUUCAUGAAUAGAGGACUCUAAUAUUGAGAAAAUGGCAAAUAGGUUGUCUAUGCUCUGUAUUUAUUAGUGUAUUUAUUUAUUUUAUUUUUAUGUUUUUUUUUUGGGGGGGGGGGGUGUACUAGCGCUUUGUGUCCAAGUAUUUUCAACAUUUAUGCUGUACAAUAGCCCACAGUGUAAAUAUCCUGCUUUGUUUGGGGGGUACCAUACUUUGAACCAAAGCGCUGCUAUGAAGCAUUUUUCUACAUGAGCGGAAUGACACUGUCAAUUGAAUAAUGCAUGUUCUAAUGAGUCGCCUUUGUUUUCCUUUUCAAGAAUGAUUAAAUACGCCUGCAUGAAUUCAAUGUGUAAAAAAAAGCAUUUGUGAACAUAAAAGUCAAUGAAGAUGA